AUGCUAAUUCUCGGUUUGACAGGUGGCAUAGCCACUGGUAAGACGGCAGCAAGUGAAUAUUUCAAGACGCAAGGCAUUCCAAUCGUUGAUGCCGAUAAAAUUGCUCGUCUUGUUGUUGAACCUGAUCAACCAGCUUACAAUCUAGUUUUAAAGCAUUUCGGUCAUAUGAACAUUCUCGAAUCGAAUAGUCGGAGAAUCGAUCGGAAACGUUUAGGCGAGAUUAUCUUCGGUAAUGAUCAGUUGCGUAGACAACUAAAUCAAUGUACACAUGGUUUUAUUCGUCGGGAAGCACUCAAACAAAUAAUCGAACAUUUCUUUCAAUUCCAUUCUUUGAUUAUUUGGGAUGUACCGCUGUUAUUCGAAGUUGGUCUUGAUAGAUAUCUAUCGCAUACAUUAGUGAUUUGUUGCGAUGAAUCGUUGCAAUUAGAACGUUUGAAACGACGCGACAAUAUUCAAGAUGACCAACAAGCAUUACAACGUAUAAAUGCACAAAUGAAUAUAAAGGAAAAAUGCCGACGAGCGCGUUAUGUUAUCGAUAAUAGUGAUACGAAGGAUGUUUUACACAAGCGAUUGCAAGCGUUUUUGUCAACAAUCCAACCGAGUCAAAUGUCUACAAUAGCAUGGUUUGUUGCACUUUUCAUACCUUUAUCUGUUGUUUAUGGGAUUCUUCGCUUGUGGGAUUUAUAUGAUCGAAGAAGUAAUCAACAAUAA
This is a messenger RNA of Adineta ricciae, 711 nucleotides long. The record is from the annotation of a GenBank genome assembly. Lineage: Eukaryota; Metazoa; Rotifera; Eurotatoria; Adinetida; Adinetidae.